Molecule: messenger RNA, 5956 nt
Organism: Schistosoma spindalis
Lineage: Eukaryota; Metazoa; Platyhelminthes; Trematoda; Strigeidida; Schistosomatidae
Source: the annotation of a GenBank genome assembly
AUGAGUAACUUAUAUCAUAUUCUAUUACACAUAGUUUUAUAUCAAAUUCUAUUUAUUUUAUGGAUUGGAAAAGUUGAUUCAGGUCAUUCAGAGAAACGUUUAUUAAAAUAUUUAUUUGAUCAAAAACGAUGGGAUGCUCAUAAUCCAAUGGAACGUCCAGUUUCAAUAGAUGGUAAACCUGUACAAGUAUUUCUUAAAUGUUUCCUUAAUCAAAUAAUGGAUGUAGAUGAAAAAAAUCAAGUUCUAUCUACAAUCAUUUGGCUUGAUUUAAAAUGGUCAGAUUAUCAUUUUCAUUGGAAUGCAAGUGAAUAUGAAAAUAUUCGACAGAUAAAUUUACCACCAGAAAGAAUAUGGAAACCAGAUAUUCUAUUAUAUAAUAGUGCUAGUGAAAAAUUUGAUCAAAUUUUUCCAACUAAAGUAAUUGUUAGAAAUACUGGAAAUAUUCAAUGGGUACCACCUGGUUUAUUUCAUUCUAUAUGUGAUAUUGAAGUGAAUUGGUUCCCAUUUGAUUCACAGAAUUGUAUCAUGAAACUUGGAACAUGGACUUAUCAAGGAAAUACAGUCGAUUUAAAAUUACAAUGUGAUAAUGAAACUGAUGAUGUAGAUCAACCAUGUCAUUAUAUGAAUGAUGUUGAUUUAUCUACUUAUUUAGCUCAUAGUGAAUGGGCAUUAGAAAGUGCUUCUAUUAAACGUAAUAUACAAACUUAUGGUGGUGAAGAUCAAACAUACAUUGAUGUUACCAUUUAUGUUUAUAUGCAACGUCGUGCAUUAUAUUAUAUGUUCAAUAUUAUUAUACCAUGUAUGAUAAUGUCAAUGAUGGCAUUACUUGUAUUCACUUUGCCACCUGAAGCAAAUGAGAAAAUUGUAUUAGGUGUUACCACUUUACUUUCAUUGACAAUGUUAUUACAAUUAGUAGCUGAUAAACUGCCACAAACAUCAUCAGGAAAUCCUGUACUUGUCUUAUAUUUCACAUGCACAAUGAUCCUUUGUUCCCUUUCAUUGGUAUGCGCUGUGGUUUUACUAAAUUGUCAUCAUCAUACAGGAGGUAUUGUUUAUGUACCAUGGUGGAUUGAAACAUUAAUUAAUACAUGGUUAGCAAGUGUUCUAAGAAUUGAUCAUGAUCUAUCUGAUCCUUACAAUAAUAAUAAUAAUAAUAAUAAUAAUAAUAAUAAUAAUAAUAAUAAUAAUAAUAAUCACCAUGGUGAUAAUAAUAAAACGGAACAAAAUUUAAAAAAUUCUAAAGAAAAAUUAAUACCUAGUGAAAAUUCAUUUCAAAUGGAUCAAUAUGAUUAUGAUAAAAUGAAUCAUUAUAUACACCUUAAUCAUUCAUAUCAUACUAAUAAUGGUAAUGGUAAUGGUAAUAGUAAUAAUGAUAAUGCAAAACAUGCUACAGUUUGGUCAAAUAUCAUUGAUAUGAAUUCGGAAUUUCGUCCAGCAAUUGUUAUUCAUAAACCAUUAAAACAUGAUCAUACUCGUAAUAGUAAUAUGAGAAAAUCUUUAUUAAUCAAUCAAUUCAAAUUGAAAUCUGAAUUACAAAGUAUCAUUCAACAAAAUUAUUUCAUUGAUCAUGAUGAUCCUGAUCACGAUUAUGAUCCUGAUCAACAACGAUUAUCAACAGAUUUAUCAGGUAAACCAUUGAAUAAUAUGUCUUAUUAUACUACUACACAAGAAGACAAAGGGAAUGGUCGAAUAAGUACAACUAGUCGAUUACAAUAUACAUGCAAAAGAAAUUUAAUUGAAAAGUCAAAAUAUAUCAAUAAAACAAUUCCAAGAUUUCAUUUAUCAUCAUCUAAUGAAUCUCCACAAGAUUCAUCAUUAUCUUCAUCACCACCACCACCACGACUACCAGCAUCGUCGUCGCCGCCGCCGCCGCCGCCGUCAAUUACUGAUCCAAAUAGUUCUAGUCCAUUGAAUAAACAGAACAAUAAUAAUAAUAAUAAUAAUAAUAAUAAUGAUUCUAUGAAUUUUGACAUAAUUCUAUUAAAAUUAAAACAAAUCUCUAAUGAAUUACGUUUUAUUACAUCGGAUAUGCAUAAUAAAGAUAAAGAAAUAAAAACAUCUAAUGAAUGGCGUUUAGCAUGUCGUGUAUUAGAUCGUUUAUGUUUAUUAAUAUUUACUGCAUUAAAUUUAUUUACUACAUUAGGUAUAUUAACAUCAGCACCAACUGUUAUUAAAGCAUUCACAUCAAGAGGUGCACCAUCACAACCAAUGUAAUAGGUGUGCAUGUAUGUAUGUAGGUAUGUAGGUAUGGAUGUGUGUGUAUGUAAGUACGUUAGUAUAUAUGUGUGUAUGUAAGUAUGCAUGUUUUUAUGUAAGUAUGUGUGUAUGUGUAUGUGCGUAGUACGUUAGUAUAUAUAUGUGUAUGUAAGUAAGUAAGUAAGUAUGUAUGUAUGUAAGUAUGUGUGUAUGUAUGUAUGUAUGUAUGUAUGUAGGUAGGUAGGUAGGUAGGUAGGUAAGUAUGUAUGUAUGCAUGUAAGUAUGUAUAUGUGUGUACGUGUUAUGUUGUAAGUGUGUGCGUGUAUGUAUGUAUGUAUGUAUGUGUGUAUGUAUGUAUACAGGUAUGCGUAUGAUAACUUAUGUUGAGUACCCAACAUUUUGUUCAGUUUUUCAAUUUUUACACUGUUUAUGGAUUAUUCUAAGAAAAUAAGCUACUGCUGGUAUCCUUUUCUUUCUCUCUUUCUCUUUCUCUCUCUCUCUCUCACUCUUUGUCUCUCUGUGUGUAUAUGUUACUAGGGGAUUUUAAUGUUUACAAUUGGAAAUUACUUUUGUUUUUUUCCCAUUCAUUUCAUUAUACAAAAUGAUUACAUUUUUAAUUGUUAAUAUUUAAUACAUGUAAAGUUAUAUGACGUAACUGAAUUACAUAUAAUGAUGUUACUAUUUAAAUUGAUCUUCUUUUUUUUGUCUAAAUUUGAUCGAAUACUUUCAUAAUAUUUGGAAGCUGAGUUGAAUGCAUUGGACAGCUGUUUCGUCCUGGUAUGGACGGUGGCGCAAUAUUGUGAGUUGAUUGAAGUUAUACAAUAGCACCGUUGAAUGCCGACCAGUUCAGUGGUCUACAGGUUAAGCAUUCGUGUGAGAGAUUGAAGGUCCUGAGUUCGAAUCCAACGUGCAGAACUAUGGAAGUGCACUAUUGAGGAGUCCCAUAUUAGAAUGAAUUUACUAAAAGAGAGAAACCUAUUAAAUAUAAGAAAUGUCGUCUGAAUUUAAUCGAAUAGUUUCACAGUAUUUGGGAGUCGUGUUGAUGUGAGACAUGAAAGUGGAAGGAUGCACUUGUAAAAUUUUAGCGAAUGAAUUUGAAGUAACUCUUUUUGUUCUAUAUCAUUUCUUAAAUAAUUAAAAGGUAGAAAUGCCACGGAUGAUCAAUUUAGGUUGCCUAGGAAUAGAACUGAACUGUCUUGUGAGAUAGUUUUGAAGAUUUUACGAAAGCACUUGAUAAGUCAUUUAAUUGAACGCUAGAUUCGGUUCCUAAGUUCUUUUGGUAACCGACAGGCUAAAUCUACACAAUGACCUGAACACGACAGAAAAGGCGCGAGAUAUAGAAGAAAGGUUUUACUCCAAAGGUUCGCUUAUGCACAGAAAAUGUGGGGUAUUUAUAGUAUUUUGGAUGGUUUUGGGUUUCCGGAAAUUUCUGGAAGGCUGACAAACACAGAAAUGUGACAUGUGGUUUUUCACUUUCUAGUUGUUUCUGGCCAAACUUCUAUUGAAUGGUAAUUAGAAAAGAUGCUUCUCAAUGUUUUCAGAGCCUUUUCGGCAUUUUUUCAAAGAUUGUUCUAGAUCUUCCGAACUGCAUUGAUUUGGUACAAAUAAUUUGGAACACAAUCAAGCUAUGUAAAAAGAAUUGAUCGUUGGACAUAUAUUUCACUUUAUUUGAAAUUCGUCAAUUCAAUGUACUUUCUUCUAAACAUUGAUAUUUGAAAUGAAACCAGAAUCUAGUGCUUAUUGCUUCAAAUUCUAACUCAUACCUUCUAGCGAUCAGAUAAGUUGGCACAUGUACCAGAUGAAGACUCAUUAGAUGGAUGACGUUCAAGAACUCUAAAUGACCUCGGAAUGUUCAUCUACUUAGUAAGUUUGAAUGAAGAUUAUAAACUAUUAUGAAGAAUAAGGAUUGCAAAUUACAUUUGAUGGUUAAGGUUAGAAAUUAGAUUUAGGGUUUUUUUUUAUCAUGAAAUGACAUCAGUUAUAAUGUCAAUGAAUUUCGCGCUAGAAUCAAAGACCUGAUAUCUUGAAUGGGACUAGUUUGUCUAUAAAUUAUAAUCUCGUAGCUCCUGUUACCGUUUUAAGUUUGAAAUAAUAAUUUAGAACACAGUGAAUAAUUCAAAAUGAAUGUUACUUCAAUGUUAUAAUCUUCAAUAGUUGAAAUCACUGGUCAAUUGAAGCUAGACUAUCAUGGAAAACCUGGAAGCAGUGAACGGGCGUUUCGUCCUAGUAUGGGACUCUUCAGCAGGACGAAACGGCAGUUUUGAACAUAAUAGAAACUCACAAUAUUAUUGACGAAUAACAAUGAAUUUUAUGUUACGCAAUUCGUCUUGUUUUUAGUGACUGAUUUAUUGAGGGGAUAUGCUUGGAUUUCAGUAUUGAUAAUCACAUUGAAAGUUUCAUACAAUGAAUGAUUGCUUUUUAGUUGUUACAAUCCUACACAUCUCUCGAUGUAUCCUCUUAAUUCACAAAGGGCCUAGAUAUUCUUCUUUAGAAUUCGAAAUAGAAUAUUAAUGAUGAGAAUGUUUAAAUAACCAUAAUAAAACUGUGUUAAACCUAUAGAAUAAUUGAUGGAGAUCAUAACUCAUUAGUCUUUAUGAUGAAAUAGAUGGUAUUUCGAAUGACGGUCUCUGAAUUGGAAAUAACUCUGAGAUUUAUCUUGAUAGUUGAUAUGAUCUAAACUAUGAAUCUAUGUAGAAGAGAUCAAUCAUUCACAAGGUCAAAGGUCAACGAACAAAGAUGAUCAGCGUGAAUUCAAACCCAAAUAAAGAUGAUGUAACCUAUCACGAACAAGAUCAUGUAAAUGAUCCAACAUAACAUUUGCGAAAUCACUAUAAAGCUUAUCUCUUGUAGUGUCUGUCAUUAUGUUAAGCCCAAAUACCUCAUUAUUCUAACUUUCGGACAGCCCAUUCUAUUCAUUCUAUUUGAGUCACAUUCUGAUCUUGUUAAUUAUUCGCUUAUCAAUGUCUUGACUGUCUUUGUAUGAGCGCGUAGGCGUAUGCACACUUCUUAUCCCGUUACUCAUCACAUGUCUGUAAUUUAUUUUUGUGGGCUUAUAAAUAUUGAUUAACUCUUUGUUAAAGGGAGAGUUGGCUUACCCACCAUCUCCACCGCGCGGCAAUUUAGCUUCGCUUUCUAAUCUUCGCAUCGUUCCUCCGUUCGUUUGUCUAAUGAACAAUUAUACGAAAUAUAUGCAUUCAAGACUCCAUUCUCGUUAUUUGACUUAUUUAAUUCCGUUAUGAAUAUUAACUAACGUGAUUUAAGUCAAUGAUUAUAUACGAGGAUAGACGAUAGCAACCAAUCAUUUCACGAUCAAAUUGGAGACAGAUCACGGGCCACUAAAAUGGUGAUCCCGCCACCACAAGCGAACACAACAGGCUACUAAACUCUACAUGAAAUAAGCACUGAUGAUGUACAGAAUGAUCAUGAAAACUCUAUAAUUUAACCAUUUAUCUCAAAGAUCUCAAUAUCAUUAUAAAAGAAGACAAUUGAUUAAAUGAAUAUCACGAAAUUAUUCUCUUUUUUUUUGUUUAUAAUUUCCUAAACAAAAAAAACUCAAAUCUAAAUAAGUACAUUAUCGUUAAAAAGACAAAGAUAAAGUGUGUGUGUGUGUGUGUGUGUGUGCAUGUACGAAAGAGAUAGAGAGGGGGAGGGGGUAGAAUAGCAGUCAAUACAUUAAUUCACAUAUUGAAUAAUCAAUAUCUGAAUUCAAGUUUACAAUAUCUACAUAUUAUAAAUAAAAAGACAAUUUAUAUCAACAACC